UAGGAAUGACCAGUGAUUCUGAUAGUGAUAGUGAUAGUGAAGAUGAAAAUUUUCGUGGGAAGACUUUGCAUGACCUCUGUAAACUUGCAUCUCUGCGCUCAUGUAUUAGGUCUAGUGAUCUCGUUUCCAUUUCAUAUAGAUGUGACUUUAAUUCAUUUAAGAAUAAAAAAUUGGCGUUGGAAUUACUUGAGGUCCCUGUUACAAAGAGAUUUUGUGCUGAAGUUCAAAUGUCUCAAAAAUCAGUUUCAAAAACCAGGUAUAAUAUAUCAAAUGCCUCAUCAUCUACGAAUAGACUAAAUACCGUUUCCAAAGACAGUGUAAUAUCACGGAAGAAACAUCCCAAUAUUUAAGCCCUACCUUCAUUAGUGAUCUUUCACUUAUUUCAAUAAUCUCUGAGAUGGUUUAAAUAUUCUCUUCGAUGCUAGGAUCAGUGAUUCCAACUUUUUUCAGCAUUCGAAAUGGUCCCCAAUAUUCUACAUUCAUUUUUUGUGCCUGGAUUAAUUGCCGUUCUGAUCAGUGCUUCCGACACAGAAACGCCCCGCCGAAGAGCAAGGCGGAGGGGUCCAACAGUACAGGGCCUAAACACAGCCGUCAUCGAAACCUACCUGAACGCCUUAGAGGAUUUCAACGUCCAAUCCGAAGACAGCUUCCAGAGCAGUUGCCAAACGCUGACGUCAUCCAUCAAAGCCUUGGCCCACUGCGUGCAACCAACCCGAGGCGACCAAUUGACAGCUCCCCUUUUCACUUUCAUCAACAUGCGACGCAGUGUAUUCCCCGACAUUCAGUAUCGGGUGAAACACCGAGACAGACCGGGGUCGUGGCGCGGUCGAAUUGACGUCAUGGCCCAGCGAAAGGACGGGCUUCUCUUUGCCUUCAGGCUCUGGGACUUAGAGGAGGCUGUCAAGGUGUUGAAAAAGUUCGAAGUGAAGAAGGCGCAAGAUGGCUGGACCUAUUUCAAGAGUUUCAAGUGGCCUGUGACACAUCGGGUCGUGGCGACCUUUGAUUUCUACCGGCGAAAAGGCAGGGUCAUCAGGGUCAACGCUAGCUAUCUCCUGGAUACAUAUGAUACCUCAAAGGCCGUCAAUCUUGUUAUGGAGUGAAUAGAAUCAGCGGCGAGGCGCGAAGAUCGAUUUUCGAUAUUUCCCAUUUGAAGCUAUGGUAAAGAAUCGAUUAUGAAGGUGUUCGUUGCGAACACCUCGUUUAUCGAUACUUUUCCAUGGGUUUAAAUGGUAUAUCAAUCGAUAAAUCGCAAAGCACGCCACGGGCCACGCCACUGACGGCAUCAGUGCGCUAUCAGAUCACAUAUCUAGAUAAAUAGACUGAUUUCGUGGUGUCAUUCCUGCGCUGUUUGAUCGACUGAUGUCCGACGGUUCAAACUACGUGGUAAACGAUAAAGAAACCUCAAUAAAAUUCCUAAUUCUAUGCUGAGUA
This is a messenger RNA of Bemisia tabaci, 1431 nucleotides long. The record is from RefSeq and is a predicted model, not a curated record. Lineage: Eukaryota; Metazoa; Arthropoda; Insecta; Hemiptera; Aleyrodidae.